This is a messenger RNA of Diaporthe amygdali, 1149 nucleotides long. RefSeq names its product flavanone 3-hydroxylase. Gene Ontology annotation, molecular function: dioxygenase activity. NCBI's taxonomy places the organism in Eukaryota, Fungi, Ascomycota, Sordariomycetes, Diaporthales, Diaporthaceae. The coding region runs from base 1 to 1149 and encodes 382 amino acids. The transcript is spliced from 2 exons. The record is from RefSeq and is a predicted model, not a curated record.
AUGGCGGCCGCAGUGGCACCGAGCCCAGGCAAUGUUACCCUCCACGAGAUCCGGCAGAACCAAGCUGCCCUGAUGAGCCGGAUCAAUGAAGCCGUGUACUCUAGUAAAGAAGAGACGAUUCCUUUGAUCGACAUCGGCCCUUCUCUCAACGGUGAUGGGGCAGCUAGAAGGUCUGUCGCUGCUCAGAUCGGGAAAGCAUGCCGCGAGAUAGGCUUCUUUCAGAUCACCAACCACGGCGUCAGUUUGGAGGCCCAGAACGGAGUGCUGGAGCAAGCCAAACGAUUCUUCCACCAAUAUCCACAGGCUAAAAAAGAGGACUUACACAUCAACAACUCGGCUCUAUUCCGUGGCUGGGAGCCCAGCGACGUGUCGAAUGUGAAUCCUGACGACUGGAACACCAUGGGCAAGGAGACCAAAGAGGCUUUCAACUGGGGAUACGAACCCAAACUCGAUCCCACAGGCGGCGACGGCAAGUAUGUGGAGUUAGACCUGGUUUCAUACCCAAAUGGGGCAAACGUGUGGCCCAACGAGGAAGAUCUUCCUGGGUUCUUUGAGAGCAUCAGGAAGUACCACGGCGAGGUCCUAACACUUGCACGUCAUCUCCUAAGACUCUUCGCCCUAGCUAUGGAACUAGAAGAGUCCUAUUUCGAUGGGAUGACGACGCACCCGGGGACCAUAGCUCGCCUGCUGUACUAUCCUCCGCAGAAGCCCAAGUCGACACCAGAUUCAGCCAAGCAAGAAGAAGAGAUCGGCCUAGGUGCGCAUACGGACUAUGAGUGCUUCACGCUGCUCUUGUCCGACGCGAAUCCCGGAUUAGAGGUGCUUUCGCCAACUCUGGACCCGGCUUCGGGCCGGCCGAAGUGGAUCUCAGCUCCUGCGGCGCCGAAUAGCCUGACAGUCAAUAUCGCGGACUUCUUUCAGCGGUGGACGAGCGGGCAGUUUAAGAGUACUGUCCAUCGGGUUGUCAAUAGGAGUCCUGAGAAAGAGAGAUACAGUGUGCCGUUCUUCUUCUCGGUCAACUACGAUCAGAAGGUCUCAACACUGCCAUCACCUGAUUCAGAGGGUGGCACACCAGAGGUCGACGUGAUACAGGCCGGACCAUGGGUGCUGGAGAGGCUGCGAGCCACGUUGAAGCAAGAGACAAAGUGA